CCACCGCCCUCCUUUUCACCUUUUCUCCAUCCACCACCAUCCAAUAUCUUCCUCAUAAUACUCCUUAAUUCAUCAGCACUAGUACUACUUCUCCUUUCUCCCACAUACCAUCUCCUUCUUCAAGUGUUUUUCUGAUUGUUCAAUUCCCUCAUUUAUGGAAGCUAAGAAGGUGGUGAAGAAGGAGAUGGAGGGCACUGAGGAGGUUGAUGAGGAUGAUCAAUUGGGCUGCUCUGAGGAUGACAAGAAGAAGAAGGCAGCAGCUGGGGGCUCCGGGAAGAAGGCCGCCGCCGCGAUGAGGUGCUGUCAAGCUGAGAGGUGCACUGCUGAUCUCACUGAUGCUAAGCAGUACCAUAGGAGGCAUAAGGUCUGUGAGCAUCAUGCCAAGGCUCAAGUGGUGGUUGUGGGCGGAAUCCGGCAGCGCUUCUGUCAGCAAUGCAGCAGAUUUUACAGUAGUGGGUAUUGCAGAUUCCAUGAGCUCUCAGAGUUUGAUGAAGCCAAAAGAAGUUGCCGCAGGCGUUUGGCAGGACACAAUGAAAGGCGCAGAAAGAACACAGCUGAUCAUGCAGAAGGCUCAAGCCGGAAAGGCACUCAGUUGAAGGAAAUCGUUUGUGGGCAGGUUGAUGAUAGAGGCAGAAUUCAGAUUACAAUCCAAGAGAAUGCCGCUUACAAGCAUUUCCAGAUCAGAUGAUCAAAAGUUGUAAUUGUUUUCCCACCAGCAUGCUCUCUCUCUUCUGUCAUUGUGAGGCACUACUAGAAUAAUGACAGUGGUUCUACUGUUCUACCUCAUAUGUAUGUAUUGAACAAAUGUACUCAAGCAUAGCAUAGCAUAUGCUAGCUGCAGCAGGAGGAUUGUAACAUUCAUUUCACAGCCCUGGGGUCAUAUGGCUUGUUGGGGGGCAGUAGGUAUCUGUGAGGGAUGAAAUGAGUUUGACAUACAAACUUGCUUAAUAUUGCUUAGACUAUAUGUAUCUUGUAUUUGUCAAUUGGGCUCUUACCCUAAAAACCGAUGAAUCUUGUUGGGAUGUAAUAAUAUGGCUCUUAAACUCAAA
Molecule: messenger RNA, 1049 nt
Organism: Vitis riparia (riverbank grape)
Lineage: Eukaryota; Viridiplantae; Streptophyta; Magnoliopsida; Vitales; Vitaceae
Product: squamosa promoter-binding protein 1-like
Exons: 2
Coding region: 155-688 (177 amino acids)
Cellular component (GO): nucleus
Molecular function (GO): DNA binding
Source: RefSeq, a predicted model, not a curated record